Molecule: messenger RNA, 1833 nt
Organism: Lecanosticta acicola
Lineage: Eukaryota; Fungi; Ascomycota; Dothideomycetes; Mycosphaerellales; Mycosphaerellaceae
Source: the annotation of a GenBank genome assembly
AUGCGCACACCAACUCUGGUCAAAGCAGCUUCAGCGGCGCUCCUUCUGGGAGUCCUGCCUUUCGUAGCCGGCCAUGGCGACGGUGGGAUGGACAUGGACGCCGAGGAACCAAAGGUCACCUCAAUAGAUCCAGAUUCGCCCACAGGGAUUGCGCACAGAUUGCCAAGUUACUUCAGGCAUCCUCACUACGCUGGAUGGAAUCUGGCACAUCUUGUGCUGAUGGUCCUGGCUUGGUUUGUCAUGAUGCCUCUCGCUAUCAUGCUGAGCGGAGCGAGAUCAAGAUGGCAUCUUCCAGCCCAGGUUGUAUUCCACAUCUUCAACGGCCUCGGACUGUUCGCUGGAUUUGUGUACAACCACUCGACUCCCGAUCUGUACGAGAACAACGCACACCAUCCCCUAGGAUGGGUCAUCACGGCUUUCACGAUCGCCUGGACCAUCAUGUCUGCCUACACUGCAUAUGGCGAAUACAGGAGCAGAAGAAGGGCAUCAUUGGAGCAUGGCCAGGAGAUCACGGCUCAAAACAUGGCACAGUACCACUGGGUCAGCCAGUACAACGAUAAUGUCUCGCCAAGGGAUUCUAGGGACUCCGGUCAAGGCACCGAGCGAAACUCUGCAUCCUUGUUCGGUUCUCGGCAGAACUCGUCAGAAUCCAUCCUGCGCAAGCCAGUGGAGUUGGAGGAUGAUUUCGAAGACGAGGAGGAGAAGAACACGAACGCUGAAAGACGAGGGUUUCUAGGCAACAACAGAAUCGAUCGUUUCAUCUCGCGCGGCGUCAAGCGCUUCUCGACGCAGCGCGCCUCGACGGUGGUGCGAUUCCUCCAGAUUUUCCUUGAGAAGGUGCUGCUUCUGCUGGGCUUCGCUGCUCUAACCACGGGCUUCGUCGUCUCGGGUGGUAUCUUCCGUGACAGACAGAUCUUUUCUGGUCUGGCGCAUUACAUCAAAGGCGGCAUCUUUGUCUGGUACGGCUUACUGACCCUCGGCCGCUGGAUGGGAGCUUUCACCGAGUUCGGUUGGGCCUGGAAUGUUCGGCCGAACUAUCCGCUCGUCGCGAAGUGGAAGAGCAAGAUCCCAUCUGCCGAAUACACGGAGUCUUUCGUCAUCUGGCUGUACGGCGCGAGCAAUGUCUUCCUCGAGCACCUCAACAAUUGGGGCGAUCAGUGGACGGCGUCCGACCUCGAGCACUUGAGCAUCACGCUGCUGUUCUUCGGCGGCGGCCUCCUUGGGAUGUUGAUCGAAUCCAGCUGGGCGCGCAAUUUGAUGGACACGACUGUCGUUCUACAGAACAGCAAGGAAGAGGAACACAAUACGGGUGCAGGUGCGGGUGCGGGCACCUCCCGCUUUGCCGCUGGCCCGGCCGUAGAAGAGCCGGCUGAGGUACGCUGGGAGCAGCCAAAGACGUACCGAAUCCCUCUCAAUCCUAUGCCAGCGCUGACGAUAAUGCUUCUGGGCAUGAUGAUGGGCUCGCACCAGCAGAAGAGCAUGGUCAGUACAAUGAUGCACGCGCAGUGGGGAGGACUCUUUACAGCCUUUGCCUUGGCGCGAGGCGUUACGUACAUCAGCCUGUACCUGAAGCCACCGACCUCCCAUUUCCCAUCACGGCCUCCGAGCGAGAUCGUAGCGGCUUUCUGUCUGACCAGUGGAGGCUUUUUGUUCAUGAACAGCGCUGCGGAUGUCGUGUGGGCGAUUGAAUCGAAUGGCCUGGAUGCUAUGACGAUUUUCACCGUCACGAUGGGCUUGACGGGUGUGAUAAUGACUUGGGAGAUUGUCACGUUCGCCAUCAAGGGAUGGGCCGUGAGGAAAGAGAGAGUGGCUGCUGGCAAGCCUUUGCCAUGA